AUGUCUAGCAAGGCGGAGAAGAAAAUGAUCGAGAAUCUCCUGAUUCGGAAACGAGUGUGUGCCGUUCGAGAUGUGGUAGAAAGGUUUAAAGCGGAAUACGACCAUGAGCGGGAUUCCAGUCAAAUCCAUGUGAGACUCGACACGUUGGAUAGAAUUAACAAGGAGUUUCUGGAGGCACAAGCGGAGAUCGAGAUGUUGGAUAAGCCAGACAUGUUUGAGCAGCACAUCCAGGUUCGCGCUGAUUUCGAAAAUCGCUUUUGUGUUUUGAAAGGGUUCCUGCUAUCCAAGAUAGACAACAAUCAAACGAUUCUAAGUUCGACGAUGACGACCAACUUCACUCACCAUCCAACAUCUGUCAGUUUUCACCAUCGGUUGCCGAAAAUAGAUUUGCCAAAGUUCAAUGGAGACGAAUCACGAUGGAUUUCAUUCCGGGAUAACUUUCUGUCCAUGAUACACUGCAACGACGAUAUCCCAACGGUCAACAAGUUGCAGUAUUUGUUACAAGCACUGGAAGGAGAGGCAAAGAAGCCAUUUGAGACCGUCGAUGUACAAUCGGAUAACUAUGCGUCGACGUGGGAUGCGCUGAUGAAGAGAUACGACAACAAACGGUUUUUGAAGAAGGAACUAUUCCGAGGUUUGUUCGAGUUACCACCAAUGAAGCGUGAGUCAGCACAGGAGCUUAAUGCGUUGGUUGACGACUAUCAACGCCACGUUAAGGCUUUGGGAAAGUUAGGAGAACCUGUCACAAAUUGGGAUACACCGCUUAUCUACAUUUUGACCAGCAAGUUGGAUUCUACUACUGUUCGAGCCUGGGAGCACGAGACUCGCCAGAAGGAUGACGUUAGCUACGAAGAACUCAUCGAAUUCCUGAUCCAACACGUUCGUAUGCUCAAGUCAGUAUCCAGUGAUCUGCAACACCGUUCCCAAACGACUAACGCCAAGAUGGCCGGCCCUAUCCAAAAGAAACCCUUCACAGUGAAGUCCGUCGUUAACGCAGCAACUUCAGAAAACAAAAUGAAUGCUCCGCAAUGUCCUGCAUGCCCCGAUAAGCACCUGCUACAUCAAUGCCCGAAGUUCACCAAGCUAUCUGUUCCUCAGCGCCGAGAGUUAGUUAGCCAGCAAAGCUUGUGUUGGAACUGUUUUCGAUCAAACCAUCAAGCACGAAUCUGCAAGUCAAAGUUUUCUUGUAGAACCUGUCAUUCUAGACACCACACGUUAUUGCACGAUCAAGCUGCACCCUCUAAGAUGUCUUCGACUCCAGCCGUCACAACAGCCAUUUCUGAACUGCAACCUAAUCCAUCCACGUCAGCGAACGUGGAGACCUUUGGAUCAGCGCAUCCACCUGAAGUAAGUCUCUCCAUCCAAUCGAACCAUAGCACGGUCUUACUGGAAACGGUUGCACUUCAAGUCGUUGACAAGCAUGGUCGAGAAACUCCAGUCAGAGCACUUCUUGAUUCCGCCUCGAUGUCCAAUUUCAUCACCAAGAAACUCGCAAACGCUCUUGCCAUUCGUCCAAGCCCAGUGGACAUCGCAGUAGCCGGAAUAGGAGAUGCUCUCAAACAAAUCAAGCGCCAAAUAACGGCCACUAUCAAAUCGAGAACAAGCGCAUUUUCUACCACACUCGAAUUCCUCGUCAUGAAGAAACCCACUGCCAAUCUGCCAACAAUACCCAUCGACGCUUCUUCGUGGAAAAUGCCAAACGUCUCUUUUGCAGAUCCGCACUUCAAUGUGCCAGGAACGAUCGACAUCAUCAUCGGUGGCGAGUGCUACCACGAAAUUCAUACUGGAAAUCGCAUAUCCAUCGGUGACGGUCUACCACUGCUAGUUGAUACUCUUUUCGGGUGGACAGUUUCAGGAAAGGUGUGCACCUCUUCUGCCCACGCUUCGCCGGCUUGUUAUAUCUCUACCGUUGAUCGUUCUCUUGAAACAUCCCUGCAACGAUUUUGGGAACUGGAAGCCGUCGAUCAUAGUUCAAUGUAUUCCGCUGAAGAAAGAAGAUGUGAAGAAAUGUUUGCUAGCACCACCACUCGAAAUCAUUCUGGGAGGUUCGUCGUACGCCUUCCUCGGUCCGAAGAUCCGCAAGUCACCCUCGGCGAUUCGCGCGCGAUCGCAACUCGUCGAUUCUACAGCCUCGAAAGACGCCUAGAGAAAGAUGCCACCGUUAAAGCCGCAUACCACAAGUUCCUUGAAGAAUAUGCAAGUCUACACCAUAUGCAAAGAAUCGAUCCUGUCAAUGAUGGAAAGCCACAUUGUUAUCUGCCGCAUCACCCGGUUUUUAAGGAGGCAAGCACUACCACCAAGAUUCGCGUGGUGUUUGAUGCCUCUUGCAAAACUACCUCCGGGUUUUCGCUCAACGAUUCGCUUCUCGUUGGUCCAGUGGUGCAACAGGACCUCCUCUCGAUCGUGAUACGUUUCCGCACUCGUUCUGUGGCCAUUGUUGCAGACAUCGAAAAGAUGUACCGCCAGAUUGAAGUGCAUCCCGCUGAUCAGAGUCUUCAACGCAUCCUAUGGCGUGUCAAUCCAACGGAUCCACUCGAAACCUACGAACUGCGCACCAUCACAUACGGAACAGCUUCAGCUCCAUACCUCGCAACACGGACGCUGCAGAAGCUGGCACAGGAGGAAGGAGAUUUGUAUCCAGUAGCAGCCGAGGCAAUCAUCGAAGAUUUCUACGUCGAUGAUCUACUGUCUGGUGCAGAUGAUGUACAAGCUGCCAUACAAAAACGCCGUCAGAUAUCAGCGAUGUUAGAUUCGGCCGGCCUUCCAAUCAAAAAAUGGGCGUCAAACAUCCCGGAGGCUCUAGAUGGUGUUCCCCAGGAGGACUUAGCUAUUAAAACACUACAUGAUCUACAAGACGACCAGUCGGUGUCAACGCUCGGACUUGUCUGGGACACAAAGACCGAUAUGCUUAGAUUCAAUGUCCAAUUACCACUUCCGGCGACGAUUCUCACCAAACGUAAGGUGAUAUCAUACAUCGCCAAAAUUUUCGACCCACUAGGCCUCGUUGGUCCAGUUAUCGCGGCCGCUAAAAUGUUCAUGCAGAGACUGUGGAAGUUGAAGUCCAACGACCAGAAACCCUAUGAAUGGGACAAGCCGCUCCCACAGAAACUUCAAGACGAUUGGAAGCAAUUUCAUGCUACACUUUACGCCCUCGAUCAACUCCGAAUUCCACGGUUUGUUGCACUACCAGCCGCUUCCAGUGUCGAGCUUCACUUUUUCUGCGACGCAUCGGAAUCCGCAUAUGGUGCUUGUUGCUUUGUUCGUUCCGAGAAAGCGGACGAUGUCAAAGUCCAGUUACUGACAUCAAAGUCGAAGGUGGCUCCAAUUGCUACAAAGCAUUCCAUCGCUAGACUUGAGUUAUGUGCAGCUGUAUUGGCCACCAAGUUGUAUCACAAGGUGAACCAUGCCAUCAAAAUCCCCUCCAAGGUUUUCUUCUGGUCCGACUCGACUACCGUUCUUCAAUGGCUUAAAUCAUCACCGAAUCGUUGGAAGACGUUCGUAGCCAACCGCGUCUCCACCAUACAAACCUCUACAGAAGGAUGUAUCUGGCAACAUGUGCCGGGUGCAGAGAACCCCGCAGAUGAAUUAUCCCGCGGUCUACCGCCAGCAGAACUUCUAGCAAGAUCAAGAUGGUGGAACGGCCCAGUUUGGCUAGCUCUUGCUCCAUGUCAUCGACCACACUCAGUUGUUCCAGAAGAUGAAGCAUCCGCCGUCAUAGAAGAAGCUCGGAAGGUCGCUCUAGUUUCAUUAGCUACAUCCACGGCCACCUUUGCUGAUCACCUGUUUACCCGAUUCUCCUCGUACACAAAGCUGCGUCGGGUGGUAGCAUAUUAUCUGAAGUACAUCCGUUCACUGAGAGCCACGACCCAACAAUCCACCGGUGAACCCUCCAGCGUUCUCACCACAGCUGAGUUAACAGCAGCAGACCAUGCACUAGCACGCUUAGCCCAAGCCCAGCUUUACUCGGAGGAGUUAGCCGGUCUAAAUGUACCAUCUAGCCACAAUGAAAUCCUGAAGUCAUCCCCACUAAGAUGGUUGAAACCCUACAUAUGCAAAGACGGUAUAAUUCGCGUCGGAGGACGCCUAUCGAAUGCCGAGGUUCCAGAGAGCAUUAAGCAUCCGAUCGUCAUUUCCGCCAAGCACCCACUGGCCGAACUGAUAGCCAACCAUCACCACAAGAUUCUUCUCCAUGCUGGUCCGCAAUUGAUGCUUUCAACAAUUCGACAAAAAUACUGGAUCGUUGGCGCUAGAAACCUGGUUCGUCGCACAUAUCAUCGGUGUAUCAAAUGUUUCAGACAGAAGCCAAUUCUCGUCCAACAAGCAACAGCUGAUUUGCCCACAUCAAGAGUAACGCCAGCACGCCCAUUCUCAAUUAGUGGCGUUGACUAUUGUGGUCCAGUGUUCCUGAAGUCACCAGUACGUAAUCGAUCUCCAACCAAAGCGUACAUUGCUAUCUUUGUCUGUUUUGUCACUAAAGCCGUCCAUAUCGAGUUGGUCUCCGAUCUGUCGACCCCGGCUUUCAUAGCAGCCCUUCGUCGAUUCGUUGCUCGUCGCGGUCGUAUCUGUGAGCUUCACUCCGAUAAUGGCACCGCAUUCAAGGGAGCAGCCAACAAACUCCACCGCAUCUACGAAAUGUUGAAGUCAAUUGAUGGUGACAGAAUCCAAAUCCUGAAUUGGUGUGGUGAAAACGAGAUCCAGUGGAAAUUUAUACCGCCUCGUGCCCCACACUUCGGAGGACUUUGGGAGGCUGCGGUAAAGUCCGCCAAGCAUCAUCUGUUACGCGAGAUCGGCCAUGUUAGCAUUAGCCAGGAAGAUAUGCUAACCCUUCUGGCACAAAUUGAAAUGUGUCUCAACUCAAGACCGUUGACCCCGAUCCCAACUGCUCCCAUUGACCUCGAAGCUUUAACACCAGGACAUUUCCUAGUAGGCUCCAACUUACAAGCUAUACCAGAAAUGAGCCUGGCUACAACUUCAGAUAACCGUCUGGAUCAUUGGCAACGUACCCAGAAGCUAUUCCACCGUAUAUGGGCUCGCUGGUAUCCAGAAUAUCUUGCACAACUUCAGUCUCGAGCCACAAAGGGAUGCAAGCCGGCAGUUCAAAUAGAAGUAGGGCGAAUCGUAGUCAUCAAGGACGAUAACCUUCCACCAGCGAAAUGGCCUCUCGGUAGGAUCAUUCAGCUUCAUCCAGCCAAGGACGGGGUCGUCCGCAUCGUCACCAUAAGAACUGCAGUAGCUGACAACGUCGUGAGACCAGUCGCGAAGAUUGCUCUGCUACCAUUACCUACGCCUUCGGAUCCAAUCAUCGUAGAAACACCGAGCGAUGCAGAGACUACAAAGACCGAUAGCAAACGCCGGAUCUUCGAUCGUCGUUCGAAAGCUGUGAAUCAACUGCAAACACCUGAGUUUGAUUCUGCGAUAGAUACAAGGUCCUGCUACGGAAACAUCGUGUUCAUCAAGGCGAUGCUCACGGAUCACGAGAUGAAAUAA
Molecule: messenger RNA, 5487 nt
Organism: Topomyia yanbarensis
Lineage: Eukaryota; Metazoa; Arthropoda; Insecta; Diptera; Culicidae
Exons: 2
Coding region: 1-5487 (1828 amino acids)
Biological process (GO): DNA integration
Molecular function (GO): nucleic acid binding
Source: RefSeq, a predicted model, not a curated record